Galdieria sulphuraria is the source of this 2285-nucleotide messenger RNA. RefSeq names its product NAD+ kinase. Gene Ontology annotation, molecular function: NAD+ kinase activity; nucleobase-containing compound kinase activity; ATP binding. Gene Ontology annotation, biological process: NADP+ biosynthetic process; NAD+ metabolic process. Bases 29 to 2245 code for a protein of 738 amino acids. Lineage: Eukaryota; Rhodophyta; Bangiophyceae; Galdieriales; Galdieriaceae. The transcript is spliced from 5 exons. The record is from RefSeq and is a predicted model, not a curated record.
ACAUGAGAAGUUAUUCAGACGGAUUUGUAUGAUGAUGGAUCAAGAACAAUCACACCAGCGAGGUCAAGAACAUGACUUAUUUGAUAGAAAACCGUACAGUUUUAUCUGCAACUUCUGUUUCCAAAAGGAACUAUUUCUUAAAGAUAUUCCAACAAACAACAAGAAAACAUAUCGGGACUGUACAACAACUGUGGAAAAUAGAGCUUAUUGGAACAAAGCAACAACUCCACCUUACUUUUCACGAAGGUUUAGAAAGACAGAAUUAAGUUUGAACCGAAGAAAUGGCAAUAUUCGGAAUACUCACUCUUAUUUUUGGAUGCUCUUUGUAAAAGAAAACGAAGCCAACUUGAGUUCAGGGGAAACAAGUUUACUGACCAACUACUUUAUUCUGUUGGGACCUCCUGCUAGUGGAAAGAGUACCAUCGCUUCUCUUCUUUCCCAUUUGCUAGGAAUGGUACAUAUCUCCUCAGGAGACUUGAUCAAAGCACACUAUUCUCAACAGACACCCAUUGGGAAACGAGUAGGUCCAUAUGUGGAAAAGCAACUAGUGCCCCCCGAUGAUGUAGUUAUUCCUUGUAUAUUAGAACGAUUGCGUAUGCAGGAUUGCAAAGAGUUGGGUUUCAUUUUGGAUGGGUUUCCUCGAACAGUUGGUCAGGCAGAGGCUCUUCUUAGUGAAGGAAUAAGACCUCAAAAAGUGUUUCGCUUGAAAGCAAGCUUCGACGUGUUGAAACAGAGACUAAUUGGUAGAAAGUCGGAUCCGGAGACCGAAAGAGUUUAUCACAAGAGAUUCUUUAGACCAGUCAGUACAGAAGUUUACGAGCGCUUGGUGUCCGUUUCUAGUGAAACUUUUGAACAAGAAUAUAAUGAUUAUUGCACUUAUAUGGACUCUAUUACUGAAAUAUUUAAACAGUAUCUAAUUGAAGUUGAUGCUGAAAGGCCUCCUCUUGAUGUACUUAAAGAAAUUGUGGAUAGAAUAAUUAUGUUGGAGAAUAAUAAUAACGUGCCGGAAUUGGAUUGGUGUAAUAUGAAUGUUGAAGAUAUAUUUGAAUAUCGGAUAUCUCAUUCUGCCAUAUCGCAAAAGAAACAUACAACGGAACAAGAGAAACAGAAUUCGUACACUAAUGAUAAUACUUUAUCUGGGCAUCCAUCACUAGUGUCUAGAAGAAUACGCACAAAACUAAACUUUUCAAAAGAGCAACUGAUAGGUGAUAAGGUCAAGGCCCAAGUUUCUCUUAUAAGAUGCGAUGGCUUUGUCUGCGAAAGAGAAACUGUUGAAGAAAGUAAUAUUAUGUUUCGAAGUCCAGCAACAGAACAAGUCAUGUUAGUAUGGAACGAGAGGCCAAAGACAUGUUUGGUUUUAGCCAAAAAAGAUCCCGCUCUUUUUCACCAAACAAUACUAGCAGUUCAGUAUCUUAAGAAGCAAAAACUUCAAGUCAUCGUGGAAAGUUUCCUACAGCCUGAAAUACUGGCAAAUGGUAUUUAUGUUGACAGCACCAGUACGAUGGGUCCUCUUGACAAGAUUGUCGACUUUGUUAUUUGUUUAGGCGGUGACGGGAUCAUUCUUCAUGCUUCAACUCUAUUUAAAACAGCUAUGCCUCCUGUCGUUUGUUUUAACCUGGGAAGCUUAGGUUUCCUAACUCCAUUUGAAUUUGACUCUUUUGAAGAAGAAAUUUCCUCCAUCUUGGAAGGAAGAGAAUGUCUACUCAGUCUUCGCAUGCGACUAUUAUGUACAUUGCUUAAAAAAGGCUAUCCCAAAAAGGAAUUCCAAAUAUUAAAUGAAGUAGUAGUUGAUCGAGGAGCUUCUCCGUAUCUUUGUAACUUGGAUUGUUUUUGUGAUAACAAGUAUAUCACUACUGUUCAAGCUGAUGGCAUUAUUAUGUCUACGCCAACAGGAUCCACAGCCUAUUCUAUGAGUGCUGGAGGUUCUAUGGUGCAUCCUUCCGUUCCAGCAAUUUUAUUUACUCCAAUAUGUCCUCAUAGCCUUUCCUUUCGCCCUAUAAUCUUUCCAGAUUCUGUUCAGUUACGAGUGGAUAUUUCUGAAAACGCUCGAAGUCAUUCUUGGGCAUCUUUUGAUGGUAAAUUUCGUCAACAACUCAAACGAGGUGAAGGCCUAUUGAUUCGUAUGUCGCCUUAUCCAUUUCCGACAAUCAACAAAACAGACCAUACUGGUGACUGGUUUGCAGGACUGGACCGUUCAUUCCACUUUAAUAACAGAACCAUUCAGAAACCACUCAAGUAUCACUGAGCCUCAUCAUCUUGUACCGCUGUAAGUUGUUCUUGUAUGG